CCCCACCUGACUGGUCACAUGAUCUGAACUGUAUGGAAAAACAUGGCUUCUUGCAGAAGCCACCAGUAACUUAAUGUUUGUAAAGUUGAAGUACAUGUAUAAAAUACAAUGUUUAUCAGAGCUGUUGUUACUCUCUGUGUAGUUUCUGCGUGGUGUAACAUAAUAGAAGAGGAUAACGUUGCGGUGCAAGACAAAGAAAAUGUUCCUUCGGAUUCUGAAAACCCAGGCUGUGGUUGUAAUUCUUUUCAGAGGGAUGGCGGAACAAACACUGUAAAAACCCAUAUAUGGCACGAUCAGGCCGCUGCAAAAUAUUCAAAAAACGAAGAUCAGAUUGAUGGUGAAGAGCAUCAACAAAUCUCUGAUGUACCCAAGGAGAUGGUCUGGAUCCCUGCAGGGGAGUUUCUUAUGGGGACAGAGAAUCCUGGGAUUCCACAGGAUGGGGAGGGACCUCAGCGGAGAGUGCACCUGGAUGGCUUUUACAUGGAUGUUUUUGAGGUCAGCAACCUGGAGUUCCAGAAGUUUGUCAACACUACUGGCUAUGUGACAGAGGCAGAAAAGUUUGGAGACUCAUUUGUGUUUGAGGGAUUAUUAAGUGAAGCUGUAAAAAACCAGAUCUCCCAGGCGGUGGCUGCUGCACCUUGGUGGCUGCCUGUCCAAGGGGCAGACUGGAGGCACCCAGAAGGCCCCGACUCGGACAUUGUCGGCAGGCUAGAUCAUCCUGUGCUGCAUGUGUCUUGGAAUGAUGCUGUGGCUUAUUGUGCGUGGAAAGGGAAGAGACUGCCCACUGAAGCGGAGUGGGAGUAUGCCUGUCGUGGGGGUUUGAAGGACAGGAUUUUUCCCUGGGGUAACAAAUUAAAUCCCAAAGGACAGCAUUAUGCCAACCUCUGGCAAGGAGAGUUUCCAAAUCACAACACAGGAGAGGAUGGCUACAUAAAAGCAGCUCCGGUGACAUCGUUUCCUGUCAAUGGCUAUGGGCUGUAUAAUAUGGUGGGAAAUGCCUGGGAAUGGACAGCAGACUGGUGGAACAUACAUCACACCACAGAUGAGCUACACAAUCCUACUGGCCCAACCAUGGGCAACGAUAAAGUGAAGAAGGGAGGAUCCUAUAUGUGCCACAAGUCUUACUGCUACAGAUAUAGGUGUGCAGCCCGAAGCCAGAACAGCCCUGACAGCUCGUCCUCCAACCUGGGCUUCCGCUGCGUCUCCCAGAAGCGCUCCUAACCCUCGGGACCUCAUCGCAAACUCGACGGGGCUGGGAGGGAUCGCCGUUCUGAGUGACAUCCCAUCUGUACGCCUCAGACUCACUGGGCCUUUCACCAUCAGCUGACAACAUUUAUACCUGGACCUGGCACAUGGCGUCCAGGUUAUCAACAACAUUCCUUUCAGAAUCAGUUUCCAUCUCUGUUAUUUUUUUCAUUUUUUUUUCUUUCUGUUAAUUCCAUUUAGUUGCGGGUAUGAGGAAUGUUGUAUUUUGUAUGAAAAUAAACAUAGGAUUUGUCUGUUUAUAAA
This is a messenger RNA of Brienomyrus brachyistius, 1509 nucleotides long. RefSeq names its product sulfatase modifying factor 1 (gene sumf1). The transcript has 9 exons. NCBI's taxonomy places the organism in Eukaryota, Metazoa, Chordata, Actinopteri, Osteoglossiformes, Mormyridae. The record is from RefSeq and is a predicted model, not a curated record. Gene Ontology annotation, cellular component: endoplasmic reticulum. Bases 109 to 1221 code for a protein of 370 amino acids.